GAACCAGAUCUAUUGAUUUCGACUGCUUCCACUACAAAGCCCUUUGAUCUGGGAGAUCUCAGUAUUGAGGCACCCAGUGAUCCUUCUGGUAUUCUUUCUAAGCAUAUCUUCUUAUGAGUCUCAUUAAGUGUUAUUGCAUUCACUGCGAUAUUCUAUCAUGGCAUUAAUUUAAGUUGGCAAGCUCUUAUGGUAAAUGAAAUUCGCAGGCUUCGAAAAUUCGGAUCAUACAGUGAAUUAUUGGGGAUUCUCAAUCUUUCCUUCGGCACCUAGAAUCAAAACCAAUUUGCUUAAGUUAGCUAAUCACUGCAUCGAGGUUGUUAAUCAGAUAAGCGCAACAAUAGCAGGAGAAAGGGAAGAAAGCAUCUUUCAUCCAGAGAAAUAUAAUUCUGGAAUGGAUGGUGACAACCAGAGUGCUUAUGCUAACACUGACUCACAAUGCUGCAGAAUGGGUCUUGUCUAGAAGAGAGUACAACAACACUCUGAAGUCUGAACCCAAGCGUUGACAUUUUUGUGGUCAGGACCAGCACAGUCCACCACUUGAGUUCUAGGUUCCAAACAUUCCUAAUGUACCUUUGUAACUUUACUCUCGUGGUUUUAAGUAGAACGUAGGGGGCUAAGAGGUUGAGCGAUGCUCCCUCUUGAGAAACUAGGCUUUUGGUGAUAUUGGUUAAGAUGAUUGUAAUCCUCCAUUGCUACCUGAAGAUGACUCUGUACUUUUUUUUUACACCUGAAGUAAUAUCUUA
Messenger RNA from Rubroshorea leprosula, 743 nucleotides. Lineage: Eukaryota; Viridiplantae; Streptophyta; Magnoliopsida; Malvales; Dipterocarpaceae. The record is from the annotation of a GenBank genome assembly.